This is a messenger RNA of Phytomonas sp. EM1, 2001 nucleotides long. The record is from the annotation of a GenBank genome assembly. Lineage: Eukaryota; Euglenozoa; Kinetoplastea; Trypanosomatida; Trypanosomatidae.
AUGAUUAGAGUUCCUGCAGAUUGGCGUUGCGCUCGAUACGACUCCUUACUUGUUCAAUUGAACAAUGAUCGCUACUUCCUCUGUCGUUCCGUUAUAAUAACUGUACCCACUACCGUUUUUACUUUUAGUAUGAAGGUGCGUGUGCCCAGUGAUGUAGCUCGCCGAUUAUUGAAAAGCCAGGAUGUUGAGGAGUCUGAGGAGAAGGUUGUACGAUGGAUCGAUCAAUUGAAUGCUGACGCGACGCGGUCCUACACAGUUUGCCGCAUGGAUCAACGUGCGAAGGAGGAGUUCCCUAUGGAUGUGGCAAUUCUACAGUUUUAUUGUAUGUCUCGAACGUGUACGCUACAAACUGUAGUUUGCAGAGGGUUGAGGCUUGAUGCACGGGCUACAAUUGCUCUCUUGUCUGCUUCCCUGAUGGGUUGUUAUGUGAUACCUGAUUGUAUAGUUGACACCGCGAAUGGCUCCUAUCAAAUUGUUCAAAUAGAAAAGAAGUCGGGCACUGGUCUCGGUAUGGUUGUGAGUGGUUGUCGAGUUCGGCUCAACGACAGCUCCUCUGUUUGUGUCUGCGGUAACCGUGCUCCGCUAAGCCGCCCUGUUGGAUUGGAGGAUGCGCUAGAGCAGCUUGAGAUGGUCCUGUCGAUGGCUGAGAAGGAUAUGAGAGAGGCAGUUGGUAUCUUGGUACACGGACCCAGGGGCUGUGGGGUGGGGAAUCUGAUAGCUUAUUGUUUAAGGUCACGGCCUGAAAUUGAGUUGUUGCCAUGGACUACUUCCUUUGAUGCCUCUUUUGUGGGACGGAAGAUUCGUGGCGCAACUGUGGCACUGUACCUCCCUUCCUGUGAGCGUUUUUUUCCUGCUUACGAAGACGAUUUAGCGCGACUUACGCUUCGUAAACUUUUGAAAGAUGCAAGUUUACUUGUGGCAGGUGUUAAUGGUCAUAGCCUCUCUGUAUUAGUGAUUGCAUCUACACACCGGCUUGGUUCUCACUGUGCUAUAGAUGUUCUAAGGUCUUUCUUCUCUGUGAGCAUUUGCUUAUCUUUGCCUGACGUAAAUCAACGUGCAGCUCUUUUUGCCUCUGUGCGAGGUGGCCAACCAACGGACUGGAUAACUAAUGCACAGGCACUUAUUGGAAAAACCUCUGCUGAUGUGUUGAGCAUUGCGAAAGCCGGAGAAUGGAGGUAUAGACCUCCUUUCAAAGAGGUCCGCUGGGGUAGUAUUGGUGGCCUCCGUGAGGUCAAGGAACGCCUGCAUCGCGCCUUAGUUUGGCCGCAAUGCCACCCGGAAGUGUUCAAAAAGUUUAACCUCUCGCACCCCAAAGGUAUCCUUUUGUAUGGUCCACCAGGUUGUGCAAAGACGACACUGGUGAAAGCGUUAUGCUCGGAAGGGUAUUUUUCUUUAAUCUACUUGGACUCUGCUAGUGUAGUGAGCGCUUACGUUGGCGAAAGCGAGCGGCGUUUGCGCGAUGUGUUCACUCAGGCCUCGCAGCGAACCCCAUGCAUUGUCUUUUUUGACGAGGUGGAGGUGAUUGGAGCUAAGCGAGAGAAUGGAGCGCAUCAGACUGAGAGCGUGCGGCUGCUCUCGACAUUGCUUACAGAAAUGGACGGCUUCACGGCGUCACAUGGGGUCUGUUUUGUCGGUGCUACUAAUGUUCCUCAUCUUGUCGACUCUGCGUUACUGCGACCAGGGCGCUUUGAUUACUUGGUGUAUGUUCCCCUUCCAUCGGCCAAAGAUAGGGAAGAGAUCUUAUCACUUCAUCUGGGGUGUGCUGCUGUAGACGUGGGUGUGCUUGCGGCGUUGGCAGACGGCUUUAGCGGGGCGGAUUUGGGUGCACUCUGCACUGCUUCCCUCCUGGAGUUACUGGAGAAAAAUGCAACGCCACCAGCUUGUUUUUAUGACACAGAAUAUAUGAUGCCUUUCAUGAAGAACAAAAUCCAGUCGUUCCAGAAAAGCAACUACGACACCGCCGCCCUUGAAGAGUUCCACCGUAAGCAUGCUUCUGCAUAA